GAUUCAGGAUGGAGGAGAAGUCCGGCGUUGACCCCCACAUGGAGGCAUCGGAAGGAGGCCUGAAGGAGCUGGUGCUGAGGUGGUUCACUGAGACACAGGCGCCGCUCAUCCUCAACAACGGAAACUUCCCGGACUGGUUUCAGGGCUUUGCUGCAAGAAAGGACACUGAAGAUCUGCUGAGAGAUAAAGCUCUGGGCUGUUUUCUCAUCCGCCUCAGUGAUAAAGCCAUCGGAUACAUCCUGUCCUACAAGGGCCACGACAGGUGCCGUCAUUUUGUCAUCACCCAGAAUCAAGAAGGACAGUUCGUCAUAGCGGGAGACUGUCAGCCAUACGGCAGUCUGACGGAGCUGAUCGAGUAUUACAAAGUCAGCCCUAUCCAGCCCUUUGGAGAGUGCCUGACCUCCAGUUGUUACGAGGUAAACACAGGUGAGCUGUAUGAUGUGGUGAAUUACAAAACCAAAGAGAAGCCUGGAGUGAGUGUCCAAGCUCUGCGGACUCUGUGGGACCAGAAACCCGAUCAUCGCGGCAACCCUGGCAAUAAUCUGAGGAUUCGGCAGCAAAGUGAGGCUUUGACAGCGCAGCCACCUGCACUGCCACCUAAAUCCAAAAGCAGGAAGCUGACGGGAGCAGUGUCUGUGGACACAAUGUCCCUCUCACAGGGUGUCCCUCCAGUCCCAAAGAGAGGUGUUCCUCUGGGCUUGUCCCUGAGCGGAUCUUUGCCUGACACGUCACAUCCAAGAGAUGCUGAGCCAGGCAGAGCAGAGAGACUGAGAGGAAACACAAACCCAGCGCUGAUGUCUGACUCCUUUAAUACCGCUGACACAAGCUAUCCAGGUGAUCUUUGUCCAGGGAUCACGUACUCUGAGCUGACGCAGGUGGAGAGCAGAAGCAGAUCUCUACCACGACUGAACAACAGCAGCAUGGAGGAGGAGGAGGAGGAGGAGUACUCGAACCAUCUCAGCAGUCCCUCCUUCACGUCCUCAGCGUCUCACUCGCCCGCUCCUCUGAAGAGGGUCACCUGUCACACCUACUCCCUCCACGACCCCAGAGACGGCUCGAGGCCGAGCAGCUCCAGGUCAGAGCGGCAGGGCGAUGAUGUGGAAACGUCCAGGUCCAACCCGCUGUACCAGGCCUCCGAGGGGCCCGGAUCAGCUCAGCACGGAGGGGGCAUGUACGCCGAGGUUCCCCAGAGACCAACGCCUGCCGGGCUGCCCGACAACACCUACGAGCAGAUCCCCGGGGAGGCCGCCGCCAUCCAGGGAAACACUUACGAGUCUGUGGAGGAUAUGAAGACCAAGAAGACCAAAUCCACCUGGGGCAAAAAUAAUGUGAACUGGAAGAAAUUCCUUCCUGACUACAAGAGGAAAUAAAUGUGACUAAAUGUGACAGUUUGAUAUUUUGUUGAUUGAGACAGUAAUGAAAUGAGUAUUAUGACCUUUUAUAACAUAACCUAGAGUUUUUUGUAAAGUAAGAGUCAUGGAUGUUAAGGCCACUCUAUAUAAAUCCAGCAGCAGUUAUCAUUGUGUAUAUUCAUGUUGUUUUCCUUUAAAUUUUAUCUCCAGAGUUUUUAUACAUUUUAUUAAACAAGAUUAAGAUACAUUAUUAUUAUUAUUAGCAUUAUCAUUAUUAUUCUUACUAGUAGUAGUGACUUUGUACAAUUAUGCUAAUUGUGGCAGUGGUUGCAUUAAAUGUGGUUCAGUAUUUACUCAUUUGUUUAAAUGAAAUUACUCUAAAUUCAGACAAAUUAACUUUUUUGUUUACUUUUGUACAAAAACAUUCAUCACUCACUAUUCAUUUAGUUUCUUUUGAUUUAUUUAUGGAUCUGUACAAAGCAGAUCGAUAGAUAGAUAACAUUUCCAACAUUUGACACCAAAAAUUACAUGAAGAUGGAAGAACUCGGAGGCGUUGACUGAGAAACAAACAAGCCGAUCAGACCAGCAGAGACUGUAUGAAACACACCUUGAUGCUGUUGACAGCUGAGUUGCAUUGUGGGUAAUGUAGGAGCCAUGUUUUGACAAGUAAAGUGAGGAAAAACAAUGAUCCAUGUUUUUAUUGUCUCUGUGAGUGUCUCAGUGUCCUUUAAUGAGUCUGAGGUCCAGACUCUGCUCAGACCUGCUGCAGUCUGAGGUCCAGACUCUGCUCAGACCUG
Molecule: messenger RNA, 2149 nt
Organism: Chelmon rostratus (copperband butterflyfish)
Lineage: Eukaryota; Metazoa; Chordata; Actinopteri; Chaetodontiformes; Chaetodontidae
Gene: sh2d7
Product: SH2 domain containing 7
Exons: 6
Coding region: 9-1370 (453 amino acids)
Cellular component (GO): cytoplasm
Source: RefSeq, a predicted model, not a curated record